Rubroshorea leprosula is the source of this 2109-nucleotide messenger RNA. NCBI's taxonomy places the organism in Eukaryota, Viridiplantae, Streptophyta, Magnoliopsida, Malvales, Dipterocarpaceae. The record is from the annotation of a GenBank genome assembly.
UUAGUCCUUAUGGUUUAGUGUUUAAGUUCCAGUUUGGAACAUGAGAUUAUUUCUUGACACAGACAGACACCCUGUGUCAAGGAGUCAGAGACUAAACUUCACUAACAGAAAAUGAAAGUGUAGGAAGAAUAGAAGUUACCCCAAGAAUUAUGAAAAUGUUUGGACUCUUUGUGUUAUAUCUUUAUGAUUGAUUGUUAAACUCUUUAUGCUUUUGACUUAACUCUUGAUACUAACAUUAGAAAUGUUACAAUACUAUUCUCUCAGUUAUACUACAAAGAAUUUAUGAAGCCCAAAGUUAUUUCUAUUCUGUAUUUUACCCUUGGGUUUAAUCCUACUCAGGCCAACAUUGACUACAUAUUGUUUGGCAUUUGGCUGUAUGAAUGUUUAAUUAAGCAGUAAAAAGUAUAAAACUAUGUACAGUUCUUUAGAUUUACCUUCUUUUGGAAGACUAUCUUUUACCGCAAAUCCAUUCCAAAAAAGUUAUAACUGUGAAUAAUUUAUUCCAUUAAAAUAUAUUUAUGCAAAAAAAAAAAAACCUCAGUAUUAUUAUUGCUUUAGCCUUGAUAGUAAUGGAUGCAACAUAAUAUAAUGUUCAAAAUACAGAACUUGACUCAUGGAUGCUCAACCAGAAAAUGCUUGUUUCUUGGCUUUUGGGGAAAAUAAUACGAAGCUCCAUCUAUACUAGGUAUUUGUUUAUAGCCAAUGGUAGCAGAACCAUUUGCUCUUAAUUUGAAUUCAACCUGUUUACAAGAAACUUAAUCCCGGUUGAGAUAAGCUGUCAGUUGAGUUGGAUUCAUGAGUGGGAACAUUAUAUAUCUUGAGAAAUUAAAAAAGAAAGAAAACCCUGCACCUUUCCUAGCAUUUGACUUACUUAAAGAAAGUAUAUUUCUGUUAAAUUUUUGUGAGUGCCACAAUUAUCUUCGACUGCAAACCAAAAUUCAGUUACUUAUUCAUCUAGUAAUUACUGUAGGUGAAUAGCCUGUUUUCACUUUAGAAACGUUAUACACAUGUUAAAUAUGAGUCUUACAUCUGAUACCUUUGAUUACUAUGGUAGGCUUAUAAAUAAGAGUCCAUCUUUAGUUUAAGUAUGCCAUAUAAGGAUAUUUUAGAAUUGAAAUUUCAGUGUGCUGCCAAAAGCCGGUAUGCGUUUUUCAUAUUCCAUUCUUGGCAAGGACAUAUAUGGAAGGAAAUGGAGAAUGGCCAAUCAGCAUACAAGACUUGGGUGGCCCUGAGCAAUCAGCAAAGGCAUCACGGCCCUAUAAAUAACUGUGUUUCUCCCCUAAAUUUUUCCAUCCAUCAUCAACAUAUCUCUUUUCUCACUGUUGUUUAUCUAUGGCAGGAAUACCAAGUGCAGGCCGCAGAAGGACUCAGAUCAGGAGGAUUCGAAGUGCAAAUGCUCAACAAGUUGCGUUCUCCAAACGUCAUUCUGGCCUUGUCAAGAAGGCUAGUGAGCUCUGCACCUUAUGUGCUGUUGAGGCCGCUUUUGCUAUCUUCUCUCCUGGUGUCAAAGCCUUCUUCUCAUUUGGCCACCCCUCUGUUGGCCCAGUUGUGAAGCGGAUUGCCAACUUUGGGACACCUGCAUCUGAUUCAAGUCAGAAUGUCCCAAAUGAUGAUGAGGCCACUCUGUGUGAGCUUAACAAACAGUACUCCAAUCCGCUCCAAGAAUUAGAAGCUGAGAAAAAGUGGGCCGAGGAACUCAAGAAGAUGAGGAUGGAGGGCCAGAAAAAGAGAGGGUUGAUGAUUAGAACAGUUGAGGACCUCAGUUUGGAGGAGCUGGUAAAAUGGAAGUCAACGCUGGAUGUGGUUCUUGAGAAACUGAAGAAACGUGUGCAGGGGCUUUCGGUUGAUGUUGCUUCACCAACACCAACCUCUAUUGGAGUAAGCGAUGCAUCUAUUUGUGACCCAGAAGAGGAUUCUUCUGCUGAUUCUUAUGGCCAUGACAUUGGCCAUGAAGAUUGAUCUGGAUCAGUCCUUGGGGGAGGUCUUGUCUAAGGCACCUUCUGCUCAUAGAUGUCUUGAUUUAUCAUUUUAUAUGUGAUCUGGUCAUUCUUCUCCCCUUGUCGACUGUUGAUCCCAAAUCGAGAUGUGGAAAAAAUAAAAAUCAAUCAU